Molecule: messenger RNA, 1542 nt
Organism: Ylistrum balloti
Lineage: Eukaryota; Metazoa; Mollusca; Bivalvia; Pectinida; Pectinidae
Product: putative ammonium transporter 1
Exons: 12
Coding region: 1-1542 (513 amino acids)
Biological process (GO): ammonium transmembrane transport; ammonium homeostasis
Cellular component (GO): membrane
Molecular function (GO): ammonium channel activity
Source: RefSeq, a predicted model, not a curated record
AUGGCACCCGUUAAUGAGACAAUUUUAGCACUGCGAACUGAAGUAGAAUUGCUGAAAGCAUGGCAGAGUUACACGAAUGAUAAUAUGGACCAGUUCUUCUUGAUCACUAUGGGAAUAAUCAUAUACUUGAUGCAGUGUGGAUUUGCCUUGCUAGAGGCCGGAUCUGUCCGAAGUAAGAAUACUACCAAUAUUCUUAUCAAAAAUCUUCUCGACUCAUUUAUUUCUGGAAUUUGCUAUUGGCUGUUCGGAUAUGCAUUUGCAUUUGGAGGAGGAAAUGCGUUUAUUGGAACUGAGAACUUCGCGCACAGCAAUCUUGAAGAAACAAAUUAUGCCUACUGGUUUUUCCAUUUCGUGUUUGCUGCCACAGCCGCCACCAUUGUUUCCGGAGCUGUUGCUGAGAGGUGUGACUUCGUUGCCUACCUUGUGUACAGUUCCGUCAUAACAGGUUUCAUAUACCCCGUGUUAUCCCACUGGGCGUGGUCGAGUGAAGGUUGGUUGUUGAAGGGCUUCACUUAUACCGUUGACAACGAAACAACAAUCGAGGUCUCUUACAACGAUUUUGCCGGAAGUGGGGUAGUGCACAUGCUCGGUGGGAUCGCAGCCUUCACUGGUGCUUGGAUGAUGGGCCCUAGGAUAGGACGGUUCGAUAAAGAAACCGGUAUGCCACAGGACAUUAAAGGUCAUUCUGUUCCGCUGUCUGCGUUGGGUGGCUUUAUCCUACUUUUCGGAUUCUUCGCUUUUAAUGGGUCUUCGCAAGGCGCCAUCUCAAGUGAGGGCGAUGGCGCGGCUGUCGCUAUUGCUGUUAAGAAUACCGUAAUGGCCGGAUCCUCGGGGGCAAUUGUGACGCUUGUGAUGAACAAACUGCCAUAUUUUGGGGACAGAAAGUGGAGCUUUCUCACAACCCUCAAUGGAGCCCUGACUGGCAUGGUGGCCGUCUGUGGACCAGCAAACCAAAUAGAAACAUAUGGAGCUUUGUGUGUGGGUGCUAUAGGUGGCUUAGCGUACAUGAUUACCACGUGGUUGGUUCUCUUUAAGUUUAAAGUCGAUGAUCCGCUGGAUGCAACUGCUGUUCAUUUUGGUGGCGGCACUUGGGGAGUGAUCUCUGUAGCAUUCUUCUCCACCGAUUUCGGUAUCUUCUACAAAGGGGACACGAGCUCAGGACUACAUCUUGCCUGGCAGUUGGUAGGAAUUCUUGCCAUUAUCGUGUGGGGUGGUGUCUUAUCUUCAAUAAUGUUUUUCGUCCUGAAGAAAUUAAAACUCUUGAGAGUAUCAUUUGAAUACGAACUGAAAGGUUUGGACAUACCAAAACACGGCGAGCCUGCCUACCCUGUCGAAUCCUACGGACACGGCUGGGGGGAGAAAGGAGAUACGAUAAAAUCUAUGAUCAAGGAUUCCACAGCUGUUUUCUCCAAAACUAUCGAAGGCGAAAACGGAGGUCUUCCCAUGAUGAUGGAUACUCAAACCAAACGUUCAGGUGACAUAAUGAGCAUGGAAUCAAGCAACUCACUGUCUUCAGUCCAGACAAACUCAACCCAAUUAUGA